Molecule: messenger RNA, 3695 nt
Organism: Haliotis rufescens (red abalone)
Lineage: Eukaryota; Metazoa; Mollusca; Gastropoda; Lepetellida; Haliotidae
Product: V-type proton ATPase 21 kDa proteolipid subunit c''-like
Exons: 7
Coding region: 82-747 (221 amino acids)
Biological process (GO): proton transmembrane transport
Cellular component (GO): proton-transporting V-type ATPase, V0 domain
Molecular function (GO): proton-transporting ATPase activity, rotational mechanism
Source: RefSeq, a predicted model, not a curated record
UCGUGAUUUCGCGUAUGUAACCGAGAGGUGAUCAUAUGAGACUGGUCUGGUUGAAUGACACAAAAAUAAUUGUCUGAAAAGAUGGAAUCAGCAGUUAAAGCACCCCCGAAAGCCAUGGGUUUCUCGGCUAAGGUUGUAUACCACAGCCUUGUGUGGAUAUUGAUAACCAUUUUGAUAAUUUUAGGCUUAUACUACAACUUGACUGGCAAGGGGCAGAGGUUUGACAUUGGAUGGUUUCUCCAGUCAACGUCUCCCUACAUGUGGGCUCUGAUCGGAACAGGCUUUGCCAUCUCCCUUUCUGUAGUGGGAGCCGCUUGGGGCAUCUACACAACUGGAGCUAGCAUCGCCGGCGGUGGUGUGAAGGCACCUAGAAUCAAGACCAAGAACCUGAUCAGCAUUAUUUUCUGUGAGGCCGUCGCCAUCUACGGCAUCAUCAUGGCCAUUGUCAUCAGCACCAACUUAGUGUAUUUUGACAUCACCAAGAUGGAAAGCAAGGAGAAUCUCUACCAAAAUUAUGCUGCAGGUUACAUGAUGUUCGGUGCUGGUCUGACCGUGGGAAUCACUAACUUGGCAUGUGGCGUGUGCGUUGGCAUUGUUGGAUCUGGUGCUGCUCUUGCAGAUGCUGCCAACUCUAGUCUCUUUGUCAAAAUUCUUAUCAUCGAAAUUUUUGGCAGUGCUAUUGGAUUGUUUGGAUUGAUCGUCGCAAUUUUACAGACCUCAAAAGCCACCAUGCACGCCAACGAAUAGACAAGAUGAGGACAUACCGCUUGAAGCCAUUCCAGAUAGAACAAAUGUACAACUCAUCUGAAACAGAUCCGAUAUCAUUGAUGUCUACUUUUAAGGAACCUGUGAAUUUCCUCACAAUUUCAUGAUAAUAGAGUGCUUGUAGUACAAUCAAUAGCAUAGACAUGUGCUCAGCAUACAUUGUACAUUACAUAUCAUAAGAUAACCAAGAUGAUAUAUUGGUGGGCUGGUUUCUAAGUAUGUAUCACAACAUGAAGCCUUGUUAGCGUGGGUGAUCCAGCUUUCAUCAAUCCUGCCCAGAAGGUUUUUGUGUAACUAAUCAUGUGGAAGUUGGGUGUCCUGAUUACACAGUUUCCACUGUAAUAACUCGCAUCUCAAAUGGAAAGUAUGGUUGAACUGUGAAAUAGGAAGUUCACGGGUGAUGUAUCUGUGUUGGAUACCAGUGUUAGCUAGGCACUAUGGAUAUACAUAUAUAUAAGCCAGCAGCCAAACAAUAUUGCCAACUAUUGCUGAAAAAUGUCUGGCUUUCUUAUGAGCCUGAAAACAAUUCUGUAACUUAGGAAAAUAAACUUGAUUGAAUAUGCACAUUUAUAGCUAAAAAGGGUAGAAUUAUCAUUAAACCGCCUGCAUGUUAAAACCGCCUGCAAUCGGCGUGCCACUGUUUCUUGAUAAUGCCCUCAUAUUGCUUAACACAUGUAACAACGGGCCAUUAUCACUUCCGUUGUCAGGUGACGUCGUAGGGUAGGGAUAGUGACGUCACUGUUAAUAGUGACAUAGUCUGGUUUGUUCUAUGAUGUUUUCAUAUUUGUAAAAGUGGGUCAGUGACAUUCGUGUUGAUUGCAGUAAAUGUUUCAAAACCGAUAUUGUUUCUUUUUAUUUGAUAACAAAUUCCAUCCAUUUUAGCUAUAAUAACGGUAACGGUCUUUUUCAGGGCAUUAUCAUUUGCAGAAGCCCUCAGUCUUUUCAACUGCCCUCCUUCGUUGGGCAGUUAAUGGAAGACCUCAGGAUACUGCAAAUGAUAAUGCCCUGAAAAAUAGUGUUACCCUUAUAAUAUGUUACAUUGAUCCUGGGGCAUAUUUGUUAUUAAUUAUUGGAGCUGUUCAGAUAUUUAUUCGACAUUACGAAUAUUAUCUACAGCAUUGUGGAUAAGGUUACAGUAAACCAAGUUUUAGGGUUCAAUAUAUGAUUUAGUACUAGGAAGCUAUAUACUACAACCUAGAUGAGAUGUGUGCCCACUGUCUGAUGGGAAGGUGUUAGGAUCUGUGAGUAGUGUAUAUGAUAUGAUGUCUUCUGUUGAUGUAUAUACUGGAUAUUUUGUGUAUAGUUCUUAUUUUUGUUUUUCACAGUUACAACAUGUACAACACAUGUAUAUAUUCAUCAUCUUGACUCCAGUCAUUGUCAGAUGAAAUCGACUGGAAAAACAUUUCCAGGCCAGACCAAAUUCCUGUCUUGUUUGACAGAUCAGCUUUUCCCAAACUUUUCUUGAUGCUCUAAAUUAAUUGUUCAAAUGAAAGUAAGUCUUUUUUUUACCCUAGAAUUAUUAGAAAGAAAGGUUGUUAACAUACAUAUGAUACAGAAUCUCUUGGACAAGUAUUUCAAUAUUUUCAAAAUUAUUUUUGGAAUUUAAAUUUUUAUUAAGUUUUCUUUAUUUAUUGACUGCAUAACAAAACUUACCACAUUUAAAAACCUUUUAUUGCACCUGGCUUCUUGAUAUUUGGGACUACAAAAAUAUGUGAAACAAGAAAAUAAAUUGGUCUAGUCUUAAUAAGAAAAUCAAAAUAUGAGUUUGUCAUUGGAAUUUAGGAUGAUUGUAUGUUCUGAUUUGGUGAAGAAUGUUUUAUGUCAACGCUCAUGAUGUGUAUAGGAUGAAAUCAUAGAUUUUACCUUCUGUGUUGUGAGUUAGGCCCAGUAUGUGGAGUUUUAUGUUUUGAUGAGAAUGUCUCAGUUCACACAUUCCAGUGAGAUUCACUCCUCUGAUCUACAGAUGCGGAUACUACAACAAAUAGAAGCUAAAUCUAUUUAAGGCUGUGACACCUCCUUUACACAUCCUGAGUAUCAGUAUGCACAACAUUUAUGAUUCUAACAUUAACAUGAUGGAGGUAGCACUUGUGUUGGGUUAGUUUCCAAGAGAUCUAUGUAUGUAUUGCUUCAUCUGUAUAUUCUUGCUCUUGUAUGACAGGUUACCAUGGUGACCUGGUACAUUGUUAACCCUUGUCAAGAAUGUCAAUCAGCAUAAUCUGUACCUUAAAGAUUCCCUUUUAGUCCCGGUUUUUGAAAGAACAAAAAGUAAGCCUUUUUACAUGCUAUUUCUAUUGUUUAUUUUGCCAUUUCUAUUGUUUAUUUUAUAGUUUUAUGGUUAAGGAGCAAUAUGUAAUAGAAUUAUCAUACCCUGUAGUUAGCUUUUGAGCUUUGAAUUCAUGAAAGAAAUUUAUAUUUGGCCUUCGGGAGGAAUUAUUGUUUUGGUUUGUCAAUAAACUCUGUUUACCCUCCAUCUUCAAUUGGUUCAGAAAUUGGAAAUCCAUAAAUGUAAGUGUGUUUGUGUUUGUUGCAACAUGUGUCUCAUGUGUCGGAUAGGCAGAAUCUGCUGGUUGCACCAUGUGAUGGUGAUGUGACACAAAACAGCUCACUCAAUAUUUAGGCAUUGUUUCGUUUUUUAUCUAAGAUAUCCUUUGAUCAUGAUGGUCACCAUUUCGAUGUUUUUUUCAUUAUUCUACGCAAUAUUUGAUCUUAAUUCCCUUGUCAGUAUUUGUAAUGUUCUAUCUUAUUCAUAAUUAAUAUCAUUUGUUUUAUUGUGAAUUAAAUGGAAGUUCUCCCUAUUGAUCAUAUUGUGAGUCAGUGGGGGUGUCUGUUUAACCUAGAUGUAUUUGUUUAUGUAGGGUGAUACACAGGACCUCUAGCUGCGAUAUACUGUCAUUGAUCGGAAGGAUGUAAUAAAGUCUUAUGUGGUCAAA